AAGAUGCUCCAAUCGUGCAUUCCUCUGCCGCUGGACGAAGCGCAGCUGCUGGAUGUUGUCGAGAAGGCGAAGGAUUGGGCCAUCAUGCACGGCGCAGCGAUGCGAUCGAAGCAGGACUUCAAUCCGGAUGCGUUGCUGUUUGCACCGUUCAUACUGACACCGUCCUCCUUUCCACGGAAAGAGUUCCAGAAGGCGGUCAAUCUGCAACCACUGCUGAACGAGCUGAUUCAUGCCGUUGCGCACGACAGUCAGUUUCUCCUGAGUACGCUCAGCUCCACGGAGAAGGUGGACGAGUUUACCCGCUCACUAAUCACCAUCUACCGUACGGUAUUGGACGAAGGUAUUGCUCAGACCGUAACGCUCGCACUACUGCGGUCAGAUUAUUUGCCCAACUUUUCGGAUGCCAUCAAGCAGGUGGAGAUAAACACGAUCGCCUCCAGCUUCGGCGGUAUUUCGACCAUUAUGACACCGAUGCAUAGCUAUGUUUUGUCGGAGCUUGGGCAUGAGGAAAAGCUGGCGAAUCUGCCAGAAAAUAAUGCCCUGUCUGGGUUGUGCGAUGCGAUGGUUGAGGCGUGGAAGUUACAGGAACGUCCGUCCGCUGCCAUCCUGUUCAUCGUGGAGGACGUGACGUACAACAUUUGCGAUCAGCGCUUUCACGAGUUUUACAUACGCAAGGCGUACCCGCACGUGACCGUUAUACGCCGUACGCUGACGCAGAUCAGUCAAACAGGAAAGCUGGGCAGUGGAAAGGAGCUGCUAAUCGAUGGUAUCGAAGCGAGUGUUGUGUACUUCCGGGCAGGGUAUGAACCGGGCCAUUACUAUGGGCAGGGUGAGUGGGACGCUCGGUUGCUGAUCGAACGUUCGGCUGCCAUCAAGUGUCCAUCGAUACAGUACCAUCUGGCCGGUACGAAGAAGGUGCAGCAGGCACUGGCACGGCCGGAAGUGUUGCGCCGGUUUGUUGGCGAUGAAACGAAGAUAGAAGCGAUACGGGACAUCUUCACCGGGCUGUACUCGCUCGAUCAGCACGAGGGCGGUGAUGAGGCGGUUGCACUUGCGCUGGCCGAUCCGGAACGGUUCGUGCUGAAACCGCAGCGCGAAGGUGGCGGUAACAACGUGUACGGUGAGGACAUUCCGGCCGCACUGAAGACGAUGAGUAGCGAUGAGCGUUCCGCUUGGAUACUGAUGGAGCGUAUCUUUCCACCGCUGUCGACCGGUUACAUGAUACGCCCGAAUGGACCAUCGCCGCCACCGUUGGUGCAGCUCGUUUCGGAGUUGGGCAUUUUUGGGACCAUCAUUGGCUCAAAGGACACCGUGCUGUACAACAAACAGGUAGGGCAUAUGCUGCGUACGAAACUGUCCACAUCGAACGAGGGCGGAGUAGCGGCUGGUUCGGGAGCUUUGGAUAGUCCGUAUCUUAUCGAUUAAGACACUCCACGGAUGCAUUUAUUUCGAUCCACAUUCGGUGCAAUUAAUG
This is a messenger RNA of Anopheles maculipalpis, 1474 nucleotides long. Its product is annotated as glutathione synthetase-like. Gene Ontology annotation, molecular function: glutathione synthase activity; glutathione binding; ATP binding. The transcript has 6 exons. Gene Ontology annotation, biological process: glutathione biosynthetic process. Bases 4 to 1425 code for a protein of 473 amino acids. The record is from RefSeq and is a predicted model, not a curated record. Lineage: Eukaryota; Metazoa; Arthropoda; Insecta; Diptera; Culicidae. Gene Ontology annotation, cellular component: cytosol.